Molecule: messenger RNA, 1736 nt
Organism: Oryzias melastigma (Indian medaka)
Lineage: Eukaryota; Metazoa; Chordata; Actinopteri; Beloniformes; Adrianichthyidae
Source: RefSeq, a predicted model, not a curated record
GAUUCAGCUCCAACUGUCUGGAACAGUUAUGGGAGGAAAGUGACAUUACUCACUCACUGAAAGGUAAUCUGUUUCUCCAUGCAGCUGUCGUGAUCAAAGGACUCACACUCCCAUGUCUGCCAUGCUCAACAACCCACACGGAGGAGAUGGCACGCUGACGCGUAUGGAUACACCGCACAGGGGAAGUCAUGUUUGUUUUACUCAGGAAAAUAAGGCGUGUAAGUCAAACAGCUGCCUCCGUCCUACAAAGAGCAGAUUUCUGCACCGAUUCAGAAAUCCGCUCACUGACUAGAGAAGACCUGCAUGAGCUGUUUCCUGGAGCAGAGAAUCUUAAACUUAGGAGGACAAUCUUCAGGAUAAUACACAAACAAAAACCACUCAACCUUCUUCUGAGGGAACUCAAAUGUUUAAUUUCACACAAUUCUCUAAAUGCUGUACCAUCUAAAAACGGGGUCUUGACCGACUACCUCCAUGUCCUGAGGAAUCUGCAGACUCAGCUAAACCACGUUCAGAGUUUUCUGGAAGCUCACAUCGGUCUGCUGGAGGACAUCAGCAAAACUCAUGUGGACCAGGAACCUGAACAAGGGGAUUUGCCAGAAUCAAGCAGCUCCGCCGCCUGCACCCAGCCGGGCCUCCACCCCAGCCAAGCUGAUGUCCACCCGGAUCAAUUGACGUACCAGAUGAUUGUCAGUGGCAGAACCUGGGACGCCCACCUUCAGCUGAUGGCCAAGGUCCAGGCUCACCUCCAGGAUCAUGUUCAGCUCAUUUCCUGCAGCCAGAACGGCCAGAUCGUCUUUGUUUUCUGCCACGUCGGCUCACAUGGCAGGGCGGAUGUUGAUGCUGCCAUGACUGAUAUAAGCGAUGAUGUACCUGUCAUUCUAGUGCAGAUGCACCACGUACAGGAGCUCAAUCAACCUACUCCAAUGACAACAUGGUGUUUUCACUCCAACAUUGUUCUGCAAAUCAACGUCUUUGUCCACAAGGAGGCUCACGGGUUGCUAAGAUGUCCAGAAAACUCAGCUGCUGUCUCUCAGAUACUAAAGAAAUUACUGGAGUUCAGUAAAUCAACAAGUGCACAGAGGAGGACUGCUGCUGAGGAGGAGAGAGGCUCUUAUUUUGAAAGUGGUGGCAGUGAUUUGGAUUUUAAGCUGUUUGGUGGUAGUGGAUGCAGCAGCAGCAGCAGUAGUAGUAGUAGUAGCAGUGACAGUGAAACUAAAAGUAUUUGGGAGAGUGGUCCAUAGAACGGCUGACUGUGCAGAUUUAAUUCCUAAAAGGACCAGUGAGCUUUAAAUUAAUUUAAUUACUUUAGUGCUUUUAUUUUAACUUCUGUCUUUUAAAUGCAUUUUUUAAAAUAAUUUGGUUUGUAAAAGAGGUAACUGUAGAAUUACUUGUACUUGUGUGGGUUGUGGACAUGUAUACAUUAGAUUUAACAAACCUUUAAUGAUGGAUUAAGUCAUGUGACAGCUUUGAAUAUUUAAAUAUUUUAUCAAACCAAAGAACUUCACUUGUUUCUGUGAACUGCAUGUAUUUAAAUUUAUAUUCAGUCUCUAACUUUAAUAAUUUAUUAUGUAUUUCAUAAAGUCAUAUUUGAAUUUAGUUAAAUUAGAUAAUGUGUUUUGCAUUUGUAAAUCUUUAUUCAUAAUAGCUUUGUUGACAAGGUAGGAAGCCUUAGGCUCCUCCCACAGGGGUGUUGUCCUGACUGAGAAUUCACUUUCACUUUCUCUUAACUGAAAACG